Molecule: messenger RNA, 4945 nt
Organism: Daktulosphaira vitifoliae (grape phylloxera)
Lineage: Eukaryota; Metazoa; Arthropoda; Insecta; Hemiptera; Phylloxeridae
Product: protein artichoke
Exons: 9
Coding region: 282-4331 (1349 amino acids)
Molecular function (GO): protein binding
Source: RefSeq, a predicted model, not a curated record
GUUUGUGACCACCAGAACUCCACCGGCACCGCGUUACACGAGCAGUCGGUUCGUACGGGUCUUCGCGUUGGUUCUUACGUUGGUUGUUGUUGCGCGUCCGCGUGCAAAGUGUGUGCUUCGAGCGUCUGAGUAAAUACCGUUAACGUUCGUAUCUUCUUCCUAGCGCGUGUCUUUUAUAGCAGAAAUGAUGUAAACUUGUUUCUCGACAUGUAAUCAGAAAAAUAAAAGUAAACUACAGGCAUACCAAUUAACACAUUUACAAUUUGUAUCAAAGUUUGAAGAUGCGCACACGAUGGAAGGACAUUUUUCUAGCUCUGAUGAUAAUAUCUAUCAACUCAAGUCAUGCCGCUACUAUGUCAUGCGAAGACUUUCAGAAUGAGUUUCGGUAUCCGUGUACUUGUGAAGAAUUUCGUCCAAUUGGGGGUUUAGCAAUAAAUUGUGAUGGCGUUGUAUUUUCCGGAGAUAAUUUUGUCGUGCCUAAAGAUGCACCUAUUUUAGUUUUUACUCAAAAAAAUGCUGGUCAUCAUUCAAUUCCCUCACAAUUAUUUCCAUCCAGUGUAAAAAUAGAUUUAUCACAAAAUUCAAUAAGAAGGUUACCUGAAAAAUCUUUCAUAGAAGUAAAAAAUUCUUUAGAAGAUUUGCGCUUAGCUAAUAAUCUAUUGGGCGAUAACUUAAAUCCAAUUUUUUCAACAACCGAAUUUCAUGAGCUAUCCAAAUUAAUACGCCUUGAUCUCAGCGAAAACAGAAUAUCUUCUUUAGAAGAAGGUAUUCUUAAAGGCUGUAUUCGUUUAGAAGAACUCAAAUUGAAUGGAAACAGGCUUGAAUUUGUACCUAGUUCCUCCCUAAACGGACCACAAUCAUUGCGUACUCUUUCACUAAAAAAUAAUAGAAUAGAAAGGGUUCAUCAUGGAUCAUUCUUAUCACAAAAAACUUUACUUAUCAUUGAUUUAUCUUCUAAUCGAGUAAACAACAUUGAAAUCGGUGCUUUUGAAGGAUUAUCUUCAAUUAAACAAAUUUUACUUUCAGAAAAUCGCUUAACUAAAUUUAACAGUGAUGUAUUUCAAGGUGCUGAAAAAUUAGAAAAAUUAGAUGUUUCAAAUAACUUUAUUGCUGAAUUUCCGACGGUUUCCCUAAAGCGAUUCGAUCAUUUAAAAAUAUUGAAUUUGUCUUCAAAUCUUUUACAAAAAUUAGAUAAUUCUCACCUUACUACGACUUUGGAGGUAUUAGACGUGAGCAGAAACAACAUAGGAAUUAUUUCACCAGGAACAUUCAUGAGCUUAAAAAAAUUGAAAGUCCUUAAUUUGUCAGUGAAUAUGUUGAGAAAUAUUGAAGAUGAUGCUUUUGAUGGUCUGGCGAAUUUGGAAUCGUUGUCUUUAGAAGACAAUAAUAUUUUACUAAUACCAGUAACUGCAUUAAAUAAGUUACCACGAUUAAGUAAGUUGCGUCUGGAUUAUAAUAGGAUUGCUGCAUUGUCAUCUAGCAUUCUCCGGGGAAUGGCUGAUAUGCUAACUGAACUGGGACUUAGUAGGAAUGUUAUAAGAGAACUACCAUCAGAUGUUUUCCAGGACUUCAAAAAACUCAAAGUGCUUGAUUUAGGUGGAAAUUUAUUGUUAUCUAUUGAGCCGACAAUGUUUUCUGGAUUAGAAAAUACUUUGGAAUUUCUGAAUCUUCAAGGAAAUAGAAUUGCUACCAUUUCGCCAGAUCCAAUAAAUUUACAAUCACUAAAAUCGUUAGAUUUAUCUUUCAAUCAACUAAAAGAAAUACCACGUCAUACUUUCAUGAUGAUGUCAUCUCUUUUAAAUUUAAAUUUAAGUCACAAUCCACACUUAGGUUUAAUACCAGUUAGUGUAUUCCAUCCUUUAAGUCAGUUACAAAAACUUGAUCUUAGUUUUACUAAUAUAAAAAUAUUGAGCCCUGAAUUAUUUUUCAAAACUAAUUCUCUGACUCACCUUAAUAUACGUUGUAAUGGAAUUACAGAAAUUCCCGAAACUAUGUUUCAAACCUUAUCAAAUUUAAUUUGGUUAGACGUUUCAGAAAAUCAAAUAGCGAACAUCCGUAUUGGUUCAUUUGCUGGUUUAUCAUCCAUUAAAUAUAUUAACUUAUCUAAGAACAAAUUGUCAUCAUUUAAAGGAGAAUAUUUCAUUACAAAACGAAGUAGUGGAACUUCAUUAGAAGAAAUAGACAUGUCAAACAACCAAAUCAGCUAUUUGUUUCCAUCAACGUUUAAAGUUCAUCCAUCAAUAAAAAGUAUUCGUCUUUCCAACAACAAAUUUAAUUAUUUUCCUUCUGAACUGAUUUCUGGAUUAGCAUAUCUACAAGAAAUAGAUUUGAGUAAAAAUAGUCUUAAGGCUUUAGAAGAAUUUGAUUUCGCAGGUUUGCCAAAUUUCAGAGAACUUAAUUUAGCAGAAAAUCAAAUUGAUACCAUUAGCGAAACAACAUUUCAUAACUCCACUCAAUUACAAACAAUAAACUUAGCAAAUAAUAAUCUGGAACGUAUUGGAGAAAGAACUUUCCAGGGCUUAAACAGACUUCAUUACUUAAGUCUUGAGAAUAAUAAUCUCACUGAACUACCAGAUUUAAUCUUUGAUCGUUCACGAUUAAAAGUGUUAGAAAAUAUUAAUUUAUCGAAAAACAAAUUUACUACAGCCCCACUAAAAAGUUUACAAAAGCAAUAUUUCUUUUUAUCAUCUGUUGAUCUAUCUUCAAAUAAAUUGAUUGAUUUACAAACUGAUGACAGCAUUUUAGUAAACAUUAAGAAAUUAGAUUUAUCGUUCAAUCCGCUCUCGGAAUCAGCUGUUAAAAAUAUUCUUAGUGAACCCAAAACAGUAAGGGAAUUGAAUGUAGCCGGUACUGGUAUUAGAUCAUUAUUAGCACUCGAAACUCCAUUUUUACAAAAGCUUAAUUUGUCAUUUAAUUCAAUUGAUGAUGUAGAUGAACAUAUGUUCGAUCGGGCAACGCUCAUUGAAGAGCUUGACUUAUCUCACAACGAGCUCCAAAGUUUAGCCUCCCUCAAGGCUGUUUGGCCCAAGCUUAAAAAUAUUCAGUCAGUUGAUUUAUCGUGGAAUCCAAUUACAAGUAUAGUUUUGGGAGAUAUUGAUGGACUAAGUUCAUUGCGAUCAUUACGUAUAAGCAAUUUAUUUGAGUGUAACAAAAUAGAAAAAAAUGCGUUUAAAAAUCUAGGUAAUUUAGUGGAAUUAAAAAUGUUUGACUUACCAAAACUAGGUUAUUUGGAUGUCACAGGCCUUCUAAAUAACUUACACUCCCUAGAAAUACUUGAUAUUGAAGUAAAAGAUUCAUCAAUAGGUACUCAAUUGUCAGCUGCUAUGAAUCCUAGACUCAAGUCUUUAGCAAUCCAGGGCCAAAUGAUUAACACUAUUUCUUCGGGAGCUCUAGCGGGAUUGAAAUCACAAAUAGUACAAAUAAAAAUUCAUAAUACUUCACUUACUAAUCUACCUCCGUCACUGCUCAUACCGUUACCGAGAUCGUCUGAAGUCCAACUAGACGUUUCUAGCAAUCAACUAACUACAUUGUCAUCGCAAUUUUUGUCAGCAUUAGAUGAUAGAAGAAGCUUGCUUAAAUUCCAUGGUUUAAAAUCUAACCCUAUAUAUUGUGAUUGCAAUGUUAGGGCACUAAGAAGAUCGCCUCUUGCCAUAGAUUUAGUAUGUUCAGCGCCAGCCUUUGUUGCUGGGAGUAUAUUGAUUGAAAUUCCUGACGAUGACCUAACUUGUGAUAUCAGUCGGCAAACAACUACGACUAUGGCAACAUCUACAUUGCUCAUGACUUCUACGACUAAUAACCCAGUGACAAUCGUUAAAGCACCGAAAGUUCCAAUGAGAACAACAACUGAACCAGAUAUUAUAUGGUCAUUACCUCCAGCAACUACGUCUAAUCAAAAGCCUCCAUUAACUAUGAAAUCGCCUAAUUUGGCAUCAGUCACAACAAUAGCAAAUGACGAUACUCUAAUUAUUGGAAUCGUUGCUGGUGUGGUAGUAUUUAUUGCUAUAUUGAUAAUUAUCAUUUGCAUUGUUCGUAUUAGAUUAUCUGCAGCUGAAUACAAUUCUCACAUGAAUGCUUUGCCUCCUGUUUUAGGUGCCUCUUUGCAUUGCACUAAUCCUUCUUGUCCGUGUCCUAAAAUAGCAGGUCAAAUGUACCCAAUGUCAGCUGCAUCUUAUAGCAAUAGUUACGCUACGCUACCUACGCAUAAGUUAUCAUCUGUAUCAUCUCCUUUGCGACAAUCAUAUAAUAACCUAGCUGGUCCCCCAUACACUCAUAACCCUUAUUAUAUACCUUAUACAACUGAUGAAAAAGAAUACGCCAUGAGUAUGAGAUAGCCAUCAAUUUAACGGCCAAUAUCAAUUACAAAAGAAUUUAAUUAUAUGUAAAUAAACAUAGUCAAGAAUUGAGGUGAUCACAAAAAAUCAAAACAAUAUAUUUAUUGUUGUUAUCUAAUGACAGUUUUGUUUUUAUCCCUAUUAUCUUGCCAUUUCAUUAAUUUAUAUUAUGAAAAACAUUUAUAUCGCAUACUAAAUAAAAUAUUUACAUGAUACCUUAGUACCUAAAUAUUAUAAGAUUUUCUGAGAAAUGUAACAUAAUUAUUUUUAGUUAGUUUUGUUUAUAAGCCUUAACCGUUGAAAUUUUUCUUUUUGAUAAGCAUCUAUGUACAUCAGUGAACUUAUUGCUCAAUAGGUAUAGAACCUUCAUUUUUUUUCUUUAAAUAUUAAAACUAAAUAUUAACUCAUACAAUUAUUUUGAAUUAAAUUUAAAAAAAAUUAUUUUGAUACUUUUUCAUUUUUGUUAGAUAAUUUAUAAAUAAAUGAAUAUUUUGUAAGUAAAAAACAUCAUUGUCCAAGAUUACAUAUCAUUACUGAUAGUUUGUUAUACAUUUCAAAGGACUGUUGUAUAUUUUUAUUAAUUAAAUUAUUAAUUCAAAAGCUCCUUGGAAAAA